This is a messenger RNA of Vitrella brassicaformis, 2489 nucleotides long. Lineage: Eukaryota; Vitrellaceae. The record is from the annotation of a GenBank genome assembly.
AUGCAUUCGAAGGUGGAGGUGCUCAAAGAGUUCAAAAGGGGGAAGAAGGAUGAUGGGUUUGGGGAAACGCGCAGAGUUUUUCAAAGGACCCGUUUGCUGAAGGGACGCCCCGGACUCCCAGCUGGUGUGCAGGAGGCGGAGGAUCUCCUUUUCCCGGAGGAGAAGCAGGUGGGGAACUACAAGCCAUCUUCUCUGUGCAUUUGUAAACUUUUUCACUUUCUCACCAGAACGCAGAGGCACAGCAAGAUGACGCCGUCCAUUCAUUUGAUCUGGAGUGGAAACAACUCUCACAAGACCUGGACUCUCAUGACCAAUGGGCUGGAAAGCGGAGGAAGACCUCCGUCGAGAAUGCGCAUCGUAAUGGCUCAAUAGAGCCAACCUGUCCUGGCUAUGACCGGCUGACGAGAGAGCUGCUGUACGAGAAGAGGGCACCCGCCAGGGUGAGCGAUCGACGGAGGCUACACCUGUGAUUCUGCACUGGUGGACGUCUUGCUCGUUCGCUUACUUGGUCUGCAGGAGAGGCUGAAGACUUCAGGAGAGCUGGCACGAGAACGAUCGCUGCAGCUGGAACAACAAUCCCGGCGCGCAGCUGCUGGGACCGAGGAGCCUCCGGAUGACUACGUGAGCGACAUGGAACACUUUCUCAGCACUCCGUCGGCCACUCAUGCAGCGCCUACCAGUCCGGACCUCCUUGGGACCGCAGCGGCUCGUCACCCAUCGAGCCUGCAGAUUGACGGUAUGCCGGAGGACGAUGCGGCGAGGCAGUUGGGAAUGGCGGACCCCGAGAUGGCCGAGAUGCGCGGUGACGGAGAAGUCGCCGAUUUACUCUCUUGCGGAUACCCGACAUCCGCCUGUAAUGUUCAGCAAACUCUUUCGAAUCGGUCUCUAAGUGAAGUGACGGCGUGUCUUCAGAGGUGAUAAUGCAGGGGGAAAUGGACCAACAACGCGAAUGCGUACGUUGUUUCACUCAGAUUGAUUCGGGGCUCGUCUCUGUUGACGGACAAGGCGGAUGGGAAGAAAGCAUUUCUUCAAUCGUUGAUUGAAUCGAUCAUCGACGGCUGGGCUGCCUGUAAGUAAGGCCUUCUGAUGACGCCGAAGCCGGUCUUACGCUGUCCUGCUUUGGCCUACUUGUGUGGUUUGCUUGACAGGUGGUAGCGCCGGCUGGUCGCAGAACCUCAAAUCGUACCAGGUGGGUCGUUGAUAGUCUCUGCUGUGUGCACAGAUGCAUCAACUGUUACGUGCUGCCUCUUUGUCAGGCGUCGCUGUGUGACCUUGCAGCGGAGCUUGGAAAUGAAGCAGAUGAGACCAUCAGACAUCUAAUGCACGGGUGUGUGUCGUACGACAUCCCUCCGGACGACUCGAGUGAGGCCAACCACACAACAAGAUCGACAGGCGGCUUCCGGCUUUUGCGCCUGAUAAAAGUCGUGGACGUACUGCUUGAUCUUACCGGCGUCAGCGAAAAAGAGGCGAAGUACCGCGGUUCGCUACUCAGUUUGCAGAUUGACGUGCUGGAGACCGCAGCAUGGCGUCUGUUCGGGUGGACUAGCGAUGAUCCGCGAGGCAACCUCGGCGUAGCACCAUCCAUUCGGCCUGCCAAACUGGCGUCCGCGCUGAGCAUUUUGAGUCUCCUGUGCUCUCUGUUGAAGAGGAGUCGUCGUUGCAGCCCCCUCUUCUGCGCUCUCACCAUGGCUACCGUCAGCAUGCUUGCAGACAGAAGAAGAUCCUCCCCUUCCGACGCAACUCUCUGUCAGCGCACCCACCACUUACAAGCCUUGCUGAUCGAAGGCCUGGUAGACUAUGUCAGCAUGCUGGUAGGCAAGUAUGGCAGGGAAGCAGGCAGGCAAGCCGACUACACCAACGCAACACCCACGCCUGCCUACACACCCAGCUGGCGUCUUUUACCUGUCCUGUCUGCAGCGCGCUGAGACAGGUGGCGGGGUGGCCGUAGAUGCGCUCGUGGACCACAUUGUCAUGGCGAGCCUCAUGUGCGAUCCGGAUAUGGUUGCUGGUGACCUUGCUGACAGUCUAUCGUCGUGCCGACUGGAGGGCCAGGCGUUCCCCCUCUCACUCCAGUUCUCCAGGAAAAAAGGCAUUCGCCUCCUGGACCCAUCGUUCGGAGAUCCUUCAGACACACAUGGCACAAUGCGCAGAGACGGCCGUCAGUCGGAGGUGGAUUGGCUCAAGAGGCAGUCCAAGGCGGACAAGCGAUUCCUCAAUCGGAAGGUGAGUCGGAGGCGAGUCGUCACGAAUACCGAGGCACGUUAUCCUCGAUGAUCGUUUCUGUGAUACAGAUUCGACGGGAGAGGGAGUUUUUGAGCGUUCUCUCGUCGAAGGCAGAGAAGAGGCGGCACAGCCACCUGGCGAAGAGGGAAAGAUCAAUUCAUGCCGAUUUGGAGAGGGAGAGAGGAAUGGUAACGGCACUCAGGACAAGGGCCGUGGCCUUCAAGGGCGGCAGCGUCCACCAAAAGAAAAAGGGACGCAGUGCGUGA